CUCCCUCUCUCUCUCUUUUGUGAGUUAUAGCAACCGUUGCCUUGUGAAUCAAGCGCCAUAGUCACCGUAGUCCUGGCGACUGUUACCCAUCAACAACAACUACUCCUCUCCUCCUCCUCCUCCUCCUCCUCUUCCUCCUCCUCCUCCUCCUCCCCACCACCACCAUCUCCAUCACCCACCAACAACACCACAAUAAUCCACAGCCAAGAGACCAUCAUGCAGACUUCAGAGACGGGUUCAGACACAGGGUCGACAGUGACUCUACAGACGUCUGUGGCUAGCCAAGCAGCAGUGCCUACACAGGUGGUACAGCAAGUGCCAGUCCAGCAGCAGGUGCAGCAGGUACAGACAGUUCAGCAGGUCCAACAUGUCUACCCAGCUCAGGUGCAGUACGUGGAAGGAAGUGAUACUGUCUAUACCAAUGGAGCAAUCCGAACAACAACUUAUCCUUAUACAGAAACACAGAUGUACAGCCAAAACACUGGAGGAAAUUACUUUGACACUCAAGGAAGUUCAGCACAGGUGACAACCGUGGUGUCCUCCCACAGUAUGGUGGGUACUGGUGGUAUUCAGAUGGGCGUCACAGGAGGACAGCUCAUCAGCAGCUCCGGAGGAACCUAUCUGAUUGGCAAUUCAAUGGAGAAUUCUGGUCACUCAGUGACACACACAACUCGAGCCUCCCCAGCGACAAUUGAAAUGGCGAUUGAGACGCUGCAAAAGUCUGACGGUCUGUCCACUCACAGAAGUUCUCUUCUCAACAGCCAUCUCCAGUGGCUGUUGGACAAUUAUGAGACAGCAGAAGGAGUGAGCCUUCCAAGAAGCACGCUGUACAAUCACUAUCUUCGACACUGUCAGGAACACAAACUGGACCCAGUCAACGCUGCCUCUUUUGGAAAACUAAUAAGGUCCAUUUUUAUGGGGCUACGGACUAGGAGAUUAGGAACUAGAGGAAACUCCAAGUACCAUUACUAUGGGAUUCGUGUGAAGCCAGAUUCUCCUCUUAACCGUCUACAAGAAGACAUGCAGUAUAUGGCUAUGAGACAGCAGCCCAUGCAACAGAAGCAAAGGUACAAGCCUAUGCAGAAAGUGGAUGGGGUUGCAGAUGGUUUCACAGGAAGUGGCCAACAGACAGGCACAUCUGUUGAGCAAACUGUAAUUGCCCAAAGUCAACAUCAUCAACAGUUUUUAGAUGCAUCUCGAGCACUUCCAGAGUUUGGAGAAGUUGAAAUCUCUUCUCUGCCAGAUGGUACUACCUUUGAGGAUAUCAAGUCACUGCAGAGUCUUUAUCGAGAGCACUGUGAGGCAAUAUUGGACGUUGUUGUGAAUCUUCAGUUUAGCCUGAUAGAAAAAUUAUGGCAAACAUUCUGGCGCUAUUCUCCCUCUACUCCAACCGACGGCACUACCAUUACUGAAUCAAGCAAUCUGAGUGAAAUAGAAAGUCGACUUCCGAAAGCAAAGCUGAUAACUCUGUGCAAACAUGAGUCUAUCCUGAAAUGGAUGUGUAACUGUGACCAUGGGAUGUACCAGGCUUUGGUGGAGAUUCUCAUCCCCGACGUCCUUAGACCCAUUCCUAGUGCCUUGACCCAAGCCAUUCGAAAUUUUGCAAAAAGCCUUGAAGGUUGGCUUUCAAAUGCCAUGAACAAUAUUCCACAGAGAAUGAUACAAACCAAGGUUGCCGCAGUAAGUGCCUUUGCCCAGACUCUGCGAAGAUACACAUCGCUCAAUCACCUGGCCCAGGCAGCCCGCGCCGUACUUCAGAACACUUCCCAGAUUAACCAGAUGCUCAGCGACCUCAACCGCGUUGACUUUGCCAAUGUCCAGGAGCAGGCUUCCUGGGUGUGCCAGUGUGAUGACAACAUGGUUCAGAGACUAGAAACAGACUUCAAGAUGACGCUUCAGCAGCAGAGCACACUGGAGCAGUGGGCAGCAUGGCUGGACAAUGUGAUGAUGCAGGCGCUGAAGCCCUAUGAAGGAAGACCCAGCUUCCCUAAAGCCGCCAGGCAGUUUCUGCUCAAAUGGUCUUUCUACAGCUCCAUGGUCAUUCGGGACUUAACCCUGCGCAGUGCUGCUAGCUUCGGCUCCUUCCACCUGAUCCGGCUACUCUAUGAUGAGUACAUGUUCUACUUGGUAGAGCAUCGUGUUGCUCAAGCAACAGGAGAGACACCCAUAGCAGUGAUGGGCGAGUUCGGUGAUUUAAAUGCUGUGUCUCCUGGAAAUCUGGAUAAAGAUGAAGGCAGUGAAGUAGAAAGUGAGAUGGAUGAAGACCUGGAUGAUUCUUCCGAGCCUCAGGCCAAAAGAGAGAAAACAGAGCUGAACCAGGCCUUCCCCGUCGUCGGCUGCAUGCCGCCGGUCCUGGAGAGUGGUGUGCAGCCCAGCCUCCUGAGCCCCAUCCACAGUGAGCACAUCGUCACGAGCACUCAGACCAUCAGGCAGUGCAGCGCCACAGGCAACACCUACACCGCAGUCUAAGGGCAGCAGGAAAACCGUUUUUCCAGCGUCUUUAACCCCACUGAUACUGGGCUUAAGCUGAAAGUUUAACAAGCCUGAAGGUUGACUGUUGUCAAAAGUCUAUCUGUGCUGAACGUUACCUUUUUGGAGUUGUGAAA
Messenger RNA from Peromyscus eremicus (cactus mouse), 2606 nucleotides. RefSeq names its product regulatory factor X3 (gene Rfx3). Gene Ontology annotation, cellular component: nucleus. The transcript has 17 exons. The coding region runs from base 217 to 2469 and encodes 750 amino acids. The record is from RefSeq and is a predicted model, not a curated record. NCBI's taxonomy places the organism in Eukaryota, Metazoa, Chordata, Mammalia, Rodentia, Cricetidae. Gene Ontology annotation, biological process: regulation of transcription by RNA polymerase II. Gene Ontology annotation, molecular function: RNA polymerase II cis-regulatory region sequence-specific DNA binding; DNA-binding transcription factor activity, RNA polymerase II-specific.